AUGGAAGAGCUUGAUUUUCGUUCAAAGACAUCAACAUCUCGCCUAAAGCUAUUUGGAUUCAACGUCGAAGGAGAAGAAGAUUUCUCCGAUCAGUCGGUGAAAACAAACCAAUCUUCCAUAUCCUCGGAGCCUAGCGAGUUUCCGGCGGGAUCCUCCGGAAGAAGUGGCGUUGGUGUACGAAACCGCAGCGGUGGAGGAGGAGGAGGAGGAGAACGUAAGUACGAGUGUCAGUACUGUUGCAGAGAGUUUGGUAACUCGCAAGCCCUAGGCGGUCACCAAAACGCUCACAAGAAAGAGCGUCAGCAACUCAAACGCGCUCAGCUUCAAGCUACACGAAACGCAGCCGCUAAUUACUCUGCCGCUGGAUCAGCGUCUCCGUUUCUAAGGAAUCCGAUAGUCUCUGCUUUCGCUCCUCCGCCGCAUCUCCUAUCAUCCGCCGUGUCACCUCCGGUGGGAGGAGUUCCUUGGAUGUAUCUUCCACGUGUCUCUCCUUCUCAGCUCCACGUGUCGCAUGGAUGCGUGAUUCAGGAUGGUCCGAGUUCCGGCGCGGUUGGGUUCUCGUAUGAUUCUGGAUUUGGGAUUAAUGGGCCUCAUAUGAGACAUGUUCAAGCCCAGGGGCCGAGACCUACGUCGGUUAAUGGGUUUUCAAGAGAAGUGGGGUCUACUUUUGAUGAUGGCUUAGGGUUGGAUUUGCAUCUGAGUCUUGCACCAGCUGGUCAUUGA
Molecule: messenger RNA, 723 nt
Organism: Microthlaspi erraticum
Lineage: Eukaryota; Viridiplantae; Streptophyta; Magnoliopsida; Brassicales; Brassicaceae
Source: the annotation of a GenBank genome assembly